CUGGGAGCGCGAUGGUCAGCCGCCGCGGCGCGGCAAGAUGCUGGAUGGGCCCCUGCUGGCGCGCUGGCUGGCCGCGGCCUUCGCGCUGACGCUGCUGCUCGCCGCGCUGCGCCCCUCGGCCGCCUACUUCGGGCUGACGGGCAGCGAGCCCUUGACCAUCCUCCCGCUGACCCUGGAGCCGGAAGCAGCCGCGCAGGCGCACUAUAAGGCGUGCGACCGACUGAAGCUGGAGCGCAAGCAGCGGCGCAUGUGCCGCCGGGACCCGGGCGUGGCCGAGACGCUGGUGGAGGCGGUCAGCAUGAGCGCCCUCGAGUGCCAGUACCAGUUCCGCUUUGAGCGCUGGAACUGCACCCUGGAGGGCCGCUACCGGGCCAGCCUGCUCAAGCGCGGCUUCAAGGAGACUGCCUUCCUCUAUGCCAUCUCCUCCGCGGGCCUGACCCAUGCGCUGGCCAAGGCGUGCAGUGCAGGCCGCAUGGAGCGCUGCACUUGUGAUGAGGCCCCUGACCUGGAGAACCGGGAGGCCUGGCAGUGGGGUGGCUGCGGGGACAACCUCAAGUACAGCAGCAAGUUCGUCAAGGAGUUCCUGGGCCGGCGGUCGAGCAAGGAUCUGCGAGCCCGUGUGGACUUCCACAACAACCUCGUGGGUGUGAAGGUGAUCAAGGCCGGGGUGGAGACCACGUGCAAGUGCCAUGGCGUGUCAGGCUCGUGCACUGUGAGGACGUGCUGGCGGCAGCUGGCGCCUUUCCACGAGGUGGGCAAGCGCCUGAAGCACAAGUACGAGACGGCGCUCAAGGUGGGCAGCACCACCAACGAGGCCACCGGCGAGGCUGGCGCCAUCUCACCACCAAGGGGCCGGGCCUCAGGGACGGGUGGCGGCGACCCGCUACCCCGCACCCCGGAGCUAGUGCACCUGGACGACUCACCCAGCUUCUGCCUGGCUGGCCGCUUCUCCCCGGGCACUGCUGGCCGCAGGUGCCACCGCGAGAAGAACUGUGAGAGCAUCUGCUGCGGGCGCGGCCACAACACACAGAGCCGAGUGGUGACCCGGCCCUGCCAGUGCCAGGUGCGCUGGUGCUGCUACGUGGAGUGCAGGCAGUGCACCCAGCGCGAGGAGGUCUACACCUGCAAGGGCUGAGCCCCGGGGCCUGGCCAGGCUGCGGCAGGGGUGCAGGCAGUGCACCCAGCGCGAGGAGGUCUACACCUGCAGGGGCUGAGCCCCCGGGCCUGGCCAGGCUGCGGCAGGGGUGCAGGCAGUGUGUGCAAUGUGAGGGGCGUCCACCCGCAGGGGCUGAGCCCCCGGGCCUGGCCAGGCUGUUGUUAGGGUGCAGCAGUGUGUGUGCAGUGUGAGGGGCAUCCACCUGCAGGGGUUGAGCCCCUGGCCUGGAUGCCCCCAGCACAUCUGGGUUUAAGGCAGGGCAGAGGCCUAGGGGCUGGCUGGGUUGGCCAUCUCUGACCCUCUGUCUCCUCAUCUCAAAGGCCCAGUCUGACCUUCGCAUCCUUUCUGCUUGUCCCUCCCUGUGACCUGAGAGCUUUGCACAGAUGCUUUCCAAGCUGUGUCCCCCUAAGUCACCAGUUCCCGCAGUGCGGUACCCCUCCCGUCCUGGGUGCCCUCUGAGGAGCAGCGGGCACGCCUUUGUGACCAUGUGGCCUCUGCGUGGGCUGCCUGAGGGCUGUCCCGCACCAGCACUGGCUUAGAGAGCAAACCACUAGGAGAGAAAGCAGGUGCCCAGCCGCCCGGGUGCGGGAGGUAUACUGCUGGCCCCUUCUGACACCGAGUACUUCUCUUUGGAGUGAUAUCAGUGACUUUUAAGUUAUUUUUAUUUAACUAAUAUAUAAUUAUUAUUUUCUCCGUCCCUGCAGCCUCUCAGGCCAUGGCUCCUGUUCCUCUCGGCAGAGCCUGGUCUUGGGGGACCCCUUUCUCCCUCCCCUCCACGCCCCCUCCGAACCUGUUUGCCUGAUCUGCUUUGUCGUUUGAAACCACUAAAUCAAGAGAGACAUGGUCGUUGUUGUUUAUAAAGAAGUGAAGCAAGCUGUGUCUGGCCACCACCCUUAGGGUUUCUGGCAUCCAGGUCCCAUGGUUCGUGUCAGCUACCCGCAGUGAGGCUGGCCUGGGAAGUGGGCGGGCCCUGCUCCGCACCCUGUGGGCACAUGGCGCCGCACUUCAGACUGCUCAGCGCAGAUCCUGGGGGUGGCAGAAGGUGACCUGUUCUCCCACAGGAGUGAGCAGAGGCAGGAGGGGCAGGGCCAGCCCCUUGGAGGGUUCAUGUCAUGAAGAAUGCACAGCUUGCUCUCUGUCACUGUGAGGGAGCUGGGGUGGGGACAGACAUGAGCCGAGAGAGUCUGGGGAAUAUGAUUUGGCAGAUGGAAGGCUGUUCUCCUAGGCCAUGCUGGGUUUUUGUUGCAGGGGAGGGAAAAGGAUGGCCAGCACUGACCUGAUUUGGUUUGAGUGUGUGUGCACACACGUGUGCAUGUGUGUGACUGCAUGCAUGAGUAUGUGGCGUGUAUGUGCAUGAGCAUGUUUGUGUGAAUGCAUAAGCGUGCAUGCAUGAGUGCACGUGGGUGAGUAUGUGAUGUGUGUGUGUGCAUGGGUGUGUAUGCAUGCUUGUGUAUGAGCACGUGUAGGUGUCUGCAUCUGUGAUGUGUAUGCAUGCAUGAGAAUGCGUGAGCAUACCUGUGUGUGGGUGUGCAUGCACGUGCGUCAAUGCACGCAUGUGUGCAACCACGUUCAUGCGUGUGCAUGUGAGCAUCUGUGAUGUGUGCAUGCAUGCAUGUUCGUGAGCACAUGUGUGCACGUGUGUGAUGUGGGGGCUUAUGCGUACCAUGUUGGCAUGGUCAGUGGUUGGCUGGGGUGUGGCUCCUGCCCUGUGCCCUUCCUAGGCGUGGGGCUCUUCUUCCCCUGUUGGCAGGGCCCUCAGCCCUAGGCCCGUCCUGCUCAGCUCCAUGGCUGUGCUCUGAGGGGAUGUGGACCGGGGUCUGGGAAGGCCCAGAGCUGGGUGGCAGCGUGGAGGAGGGAACUACUGAGUGAGGGGGUUCCUCAGAGUCCAGGGAGGCCUCGGGGACCUUAGGGACUGUUUUGCAAAGAAAACCUAUUUAUGUGGAUGUGGGUCUCUUUGUCCCUGUUUUAUAGUGUAAAUAGUAAAGUUUAUUCUCCUGUGGUUCAGAGAACAGCCCCUGAGCGCCUGCAUGCUGCCAGAGCGGUGCAGCCGAGGCAUGUCCCUUGGGAGGUGGCCAGGGCGGGCUCCCUUCACGCUUGGCUGGGGAGGGUGGCGACGGGCUAGGGUGCAUCUCAGUUGUUCCAAGCACCCCCACUCGCUGGGGCCCCGGAGCACGCGGAGCUGGCCAUUCUUCCAUGACAAGACUGCAGCUCGGUCACUACUGGGUCUGGAAAGGCGGCAAGUCAAAGGAAGGGUUCUUUUUUUUUUUUUAAAUCAAAUACCACAUUUAACUCUAUGUCAUAAAUAUUAAGAAAAGUAUUUUUUUUUAACAAGGCAGAUUGAAAACGUCUGCUGGCUGAUUUGUUUAUACGUAAAUAUAUAUCAGAAUGUCUUGCUAAGCGAAGAAGCAACUCCCGCUGAUGGAGCCUCUUUUUAACAUGCUUCUCUUCUGUUCAGCAGAGGAUGUCUAAGAGAACACACGUUCUGUGGUGGGGUUCAGACCCCCCCACCCCCCCAACCCCAGCGCGGGGGCCGCAGGGCAGAGCCACGCUGAGGGCCAGGCCGGUCCCGGCCACCUGCUCUCUGCCCAGCGUGCACAGACGUGACUCAGAGCUUGGUUGGCCAGGUCCCGGCGGGCGGGAGGAGAGGGGCAUUCACACACGGGGACUCUGGACUUAACAUUCAGAGCCUCGUGUGAGCCUAUAAAUUUCUCUACCUCAUCUGUAUAGCGAGUAGAUGUGUACUCGAGUGACUUGGAGAAUGUAUUUAUUUAACGGCCUUGUGUAACAGAACAGAAACAAAUGGAAACACUAAAUAAAUGUAUUUUUAAAUUAUA
Messenger RNA from Camelus dromedarius (Arabian camel), 3990 nucleotides. It is a transcript of the gene WNT9A, whose product is annotated as Wnt family member 9A. Gene Ontology annotation, molecular function: cytokine activity; frizzled binding. The record is from RefSeq and is a predicted model, not a curated record. NCBI's taxonomy places the organism in Eukaryota, Metazoa, Chordata, Mammalia, Artiodactyla, Camelidae. Gene Ontology annotation, cellular component: extracellular region. Gene Ontology annotation, biological process: multicellular organism development; cell fate commitment; neuron differentiation. The transcript is spliced from 4 exons. Bases 38 to 1135 code for a protein of 365 amino acids.